Candida tropicalis MYA-3404 is the source of this 921-nucleotide messenger RNA. RefSeq names its product bifunctional protein farnesyltransferase/protein geranylgeranyltransferase (gene RAM2). The record is from RefSeq and is a predicted model, not a curated record. Gene Ontology annotation, cellular component: CAAX-protein geranylgeranyltransferase complex; protein farnesyltransferase complex; cytoplasm. Lineage: Eukaryota; Fungi; Ascomycota; Pichiomycetes; Serinales; Debaryomycetaceae. Gene Ontology annotation, molecular function: CAAX-protein geranylgeranyltransferase activity; protein farnesyltransferase activity. Bases 1 to 921 code for a protein of 306 amino acids. Gene Ontology annotation, biological process: protein farnesylation; protein geranylgeranylation. The transcript has a single exon.
AUGGAAGAACCUAAUUACGACUAUUCCGACGUUGCUCCAGUUAAAAUCAACACUGAGGAACCUCAAUUGUGCCAGAUUUUAUAUGAUGACGAUUACAAGAAAAUCAUGGGGAUUUUAUUAGCACUUAUGCAACAACAAGAGUAUUCAGAAAGGGCUUUAUAUAUCACUGAAUUAGGAAUUGAACAAUUGGCUUCACAUUAUACUAUUUGGAUCUAUCGAUUUAAUAUUUUGAAGAAUCUUCCCAAUACAAAUUUUAAUGAUGAGUUAGAUUGGUGUGAACAAAUUGCUUUAGAUAAUGAAAAGAAUUAUCAAAUUUGGAAUUAUCGACAAUUAAUUAUAAAUCAUAUAUUGGAAAGUGGGUUAAAAUUUGAACCAUAUAGAGAAUACCCCAUUAUGGAAGCUAUGUUGGAUAGUGAUCCUAAGAAUCAUCAUGUUUGGUCAUAUAGAAAAUGGCUUGUGGAAAAAUUUGAAUUAUAUAAAAGUGAAAAAGAAUUGGAAUUCAUUGAGAAAUUAAUUGAUCAAGAUUUAAAGAAUAAUAGCGCAUGGAGUCAUAGAUUUUUUUUAUUAUUCAGUAGGAAACAUCUUACUGAAGAUAAGACCGUUGAUGAUGAAUUGCUAUUUGUUAAAGAGAGAAUAGUAAAAUGCCCACAGAAUCCAAGUUCUUGGAAUUAUUUAUUAGGGAUGUAUGAAAGAUUCGAUGCACCACUUAGAGAAUUAGAAGAUUUCUGUUUGCAAUUAGUUGAUUUGGACCAAGGUAAAGUUGAAAGCAGUUAUGCUUUGGAAACAUUAGGUAAGAUUUAUAAGUCGCAAGAAAAGUAUGAUGAUUCCAUCAAGGUUUAUAAACUGUUGAAGGAUAAAUAUGAUCCUAUUAGGGCAAACUUCUGGGAAUUUCAAAUAUCUAAGAUCCAAAAGAUCCAAUGA